AUGCGUAUUUGGGUGAACCGCACGGCGACUUCGUGGAGUGUUCUUAAACGGGACGGUUUAGAAACGACGAUAUGGAUUCGACAAAUGUCAGGAACUGAAAUAAAAUACGAGCAGUCGAUGCGAAACACGGAGAACCGCGGAGCUAUAGACCCACGGGUCGACGAAAAUAGAAAAGAAAAUUAUCAGAACUUGUUGAGGAACCGGCGAAACGACCGGUAUAGACGGAGCAGAGGGGAAACGAGUGGAAUGACCGCGGCGGUUAAGUCACGGGAUUCUGAGUUUUUGUACAACCGAUCGGCGUUCGGUUAUCGCCGCGGACGGUGCGGGUUGUCUCGGUUGUCUGCGAGAAAAGUGUCCGUGCGCCAGUAA
Cinara cedri is the source of this 369-nucleotide messenger RNA. NCBI's taxonomy places the organism in Eukaryota, Metazoa, Arthropoda, Insecta, Hemiptera, Aphididae. The record is from the annotation of a GenBank genome assembly.